UCGGAUUUGGUGUCUGUCCCCCAUUUCCAAUUAUAGAUGGAUCAUUACAGACAGAGAAGUACUGAGAAUCCAGACAUCUGCUCUUCACAUGAAUGCACUCACCUCCUAGAGAACAGCCUGCCAUCAUGCUCUGGAAACUGGUUGAAAAUGUCAAGUAUGAAGAUAUCUAUGAGGACCGGCAUGAUGGAGUGCCCAGCCACAGUUCCAGGCUGUCCCAGCUGGGAUCCGUCUCGCAGGGACCCUACUCCAGCGCUCCUCCGCUCUCUCACACCCCAUCCUCGGAUUUCCAGCCGCCUUAUUUCCCACCCCCCUACCAGCCUCUUCCUUACCACCAAAGCCAGGACCCUUACUCCCAUGUCAAUGACCCCUACUCCCUAAACCCCUUGCAUCAGCCCCAGCAGCACCCCUGGGGACAGAGGCAGAGGCAAGAGGUGGGAUCAGAAACCGGGUCACUGCUGCCACAGCCUCGGGCCGCCCUGCCCCAGCUCUCGGGACUGGACCCCAGGCGGGACUACCACUCAGUAAGGAGGCCAGAUGUCCUCCUGCACUCAGCUCACCAUGGCCUUGACUCCGGCAUGGGGGACAGCCUUUCUCUGCAUGGCAUCGGACACCCAGGGAUGGAGGAGGUCCAGUCAGUUGAAGAUGCCAAUAACAGCGGUAUGAACUUAUUGGACCAGUCUGUCAUUAAAAAAGAAAGGCGCUGUCCGUUGUACAAAAGGCAUCGGGGGGCUCUGGGUGAGACACAGGCUCAAACCCGAAAGUUGCCAGUUCCGGUUCCUCCAAAAUCUGUUACUUCUUUGAUGAUGAAUAAAGAUGGCUUCCUGGGUGGAAUUUCAGUCAACACCGGAGAGGUGUUUUGCUCUGUCCCCGGCCGCUUGUCUUUGCUUAGUUCAACUUCAAAGUACAAAGUAACUGUGGGAGAAGUUCAGAGGCGACUUUCCCCUCCAGAGUGUCUGAACGCAUCCCUCCUAGGAGGAGUCCUUAGAAGAGCCAAAUCGAAAAACGGGGGGAGAUCUUUGCGAGAAAGGCUAGAAAAAAUCGGUUUGAAUUUACCAGCCGGCAGGCGUAAGGCCGCAAAUGUCACUUUACUCACCUCCCUGGUGGAAGGUGAGGCCGUUCAUUUAGCUCGGGAUUUUGGGUACAUCUGUGAAACGGAGUUCCCAGCCAAAGCUGUUUCUGAAUACCUGAACAGACAGCACACGGACCCCAGCGACCUCCACUCCAGGAAAAACAUGCUGCUUGCUACAAAGCAACUUUGUAAAGAAUUCACAGAUCUCUUGGCCCAGGACAGGACGCCCAUUGGGAACAGCCGGCCCACCCCUAUUUUGGAACCGGGCAUUCAGAGCUGCUUGACUCACUUCAGCCUCAUCACUCAUGGCUUUGGGGCCCCCGCAAUCUGCGCUGCCCUCACGGCCCUCCAAAACUACCUGACUGAAGCUCUCAAAGGCAUGGACAAGAUGUUCUUGAACAACAACACUGCUAACAGGCACACAUCUGGCGAAGGACCAGCUUUGCCCGCUUGGCUUAUGAGCUUCUUCAAAGAGGACUAGAGAUCCCUACACAAUAUAUCAGGUACAGAGAAAAAAAAUCCACAAUUCUGAUAUUCUGAUACUUUUUAUUUUUUUGCUUUUUUUUUUUGCUUUUUCAAAUCAAAGCCAGUUGUUACCGAAUUCUGUAGGUGCACUUCUUUAAAGAAGCUCAAAGGGAAUAAUUUGAAUGAGAUAAAAAUAUAAGUUGAAAUCGAGGUGUACUGUUGCAAAGAAAAUAAGAGCUGUGUUGAAUGUUACCGCACUUGCUUGGCACUAGGGUUUUGUACCCAGGGAGGAAAGGGUUGCCAUGUGAGCUGGCUCCUCGUGAUGGGAGCGGGGAGGGUUUGCCAGGGAAUAUCCUGAUUUCUGAGCUCAGUUUGAGGAAAUCUCUUUCUCUUAGAAAGCUUUUUUAAAAAAAAAUGUCUUGUGACUCUUUGCUUUUGAACAAGUCGGUGUGGUAAGGGGGGAAAAAAACUUCUUAAUUCCAAUGUUUUUUCUUGGUGGUUUGGUGUCUGACAGGAUGUCUUAUGCAUAUGAUUUGGGCUGAUGAGGGUGGAGGGGAAUUCUUAUUUCUUUCCUCUCUUUUUUUUUUUUUUUUAAAUUUUUUUUAACAUGCAUUUCUUUGUCUUCUCUGGUAAAAAUAACUCUGAAGUGUAAGGAUGUGAAUUUCUGUUUGGAUUCCGCUGUCUCGGGUACUUGCAUGUGUUUCUCAGUGGGGUAGGGUUCGUGCACUAACACAUCUUUUUGCUUAUGUCAGAACAGUCACUGGGUGUGGGUAAAACCUCCUGGAGUCACUGGCAAAACUCCAGAGGGGUCAGGCCUCCCCCCAGGAUCCCUGUUAAAGCUGCAGGACUCAAUCCCACCACCCCAAGCAGGCCCACCUGAACCCGAAACAAGAGAGAGAGAGAAAUAAAAGAGAAGCCUUAGCCUUGCUUUAAUUUCUAGAUACCUUCCAAAGUGGAUGGUGGGGGAGAAACAAUUCAGCAAUACUCUCAACAUCCCUCAACAGAAUUUUCUUAAAACAUAAAGCAAACAAUCCUCUUGUCAUCCUUAGUGUCCUUAGCUCCCCGAGACGUGGUUACACUUGAGGGCCUGCCCUGCUUUUCAUAUCUUUGUGCAGCAAGGUCUCAGCUCUUGUUCUCUAUUUGUGAUUUGGGCAUGUGUGUGGCAACAGAAACCCAGGAAUCAUCCAGCUCCAAGGAGCACUGACCCCUGUGGAGCUGCUCCUCACUCAUGGACCUUUGGUUCUUCUGGGGCAGAGUGCUAUAGGGGAUCUCCUGUGAGAAAAUGGGGGAGCUGAGGCUGGUAGCCUUCUCCAUGGGCUGUUGGGAUGAGUUGCAGGUAUCCUUAGACCCUGGCAUGUCCCUGCCAGUGGGUUUGGUUGUGGCAGGGAUUGGCACAGCCCUGAGGAUGUCACCAGAGGAGGUGUGGUGGUCAAUCCUCAUGGAUCCCUCACCAGCAGGUUGGGGACUCCCGGACUGAAAAGCAACCCCCAGGCAGCUCCCAGUCCUCCAAAACCUAUCCCUUGCCAACCACCUCCACUUUCAUCAGACCUCUAGGGAAGGGCAAUCCAGACUCCAGUGCAGGGCAUGUCCCAGCAGUGAUGUGUGGGACAGGGAGAGGGGAUGUGUGUGUAUCUGGGGAGGAACAAAUGGCACCACCCCAAAGCACAUCUUCCUUCUCUACCUGAUGAGAAUAUUCUGUUUAUUGAAGCAGAGCACAAGUGCUGGAUGUUGCUUUGUCUGCCCUCUGCAAACAGGAUUUUUUGGGCCCAGCCCUCCAGAAUCACCCAGUGGGGCUUUUGGGUGUGGGGAGCCCCCAAGUUGGCUCUCAGUCUUCCACCUCCCCAGUUGCACACACAGGCCUGUGGGGACCUGCUCCCUGCCACCCCAGAGCUUCCAGCUGAAGGCUCUGAGGGAAUGUUGGGAUGGUCUUCCCUUGUCUUUGGGAGAAAUAUUGGGAAUGCUCCUUUUAACUGCAGAAGGCAGUAAUCCCACCACCACUGUGAGUUAAUGAGAGGGAACCUUUAGAACUUCUUGGGGAAAGACCUGUUCACACGUGUGAGGGCCUCAUCCUGCUGCUGUUGAAAUCUCCCCUAAGCACAGGUUUGGUCACCUGGAUCAGGACCUAAACGUUGAGCAGGUUGAGGGAAGAGUUUCAAUCUGUCUCUCGUGCCUUCUACCUGGAAGAGACAGACUGCACAUGUCAGGCUGUGCAUCACUCAGGCAAAAUAAAGCCAAAUUCCCAUUGAUUGCAGUGGGACGUCCCCUAUUCGCUCCACAAAGUAUGGAGACAAAAUCCACGAGGUUUGCGAUUGAAAUGCAAACAGGGAGAAAACAUGACCUAGAAGCACAUAUCUCUGUUUUCCCUCUAGCUUAGUGCUGCUUCCAGAGGGAAAUAUCCAUUGCUUGGUGGCCCCUAUCAGUGCUGAGAGAGAUGUCCCCCCCAAACUAAACUCAGCCUCCCUCUGGAAGGCGUUUUCCUGCUCCCCCCCACUUUCCCAGCCUGACUACUUGUGUUGGCGGGGCACCUCAGACGUUUAUCUGAUAAUUGAGUUAUUAAAAGAUUUGGUUUCCUCGGGAUCAUAAAUCAAUAAACAGGAGGAUUAACACGGCAGCUUUGCUUUGUAACUCAAGGGAAAAGUUUGAGGAGAGACCGUGAAAAGUUUGUUUUCAAACCAAACAGGUGGGUUGCUGUAAAUUUUAUUUCAUUCUCAGUCUCGAUUUUUUUUUUUAAUAACUAUUCUCUAUUUGCCGUUGGAAAGAUCUUUGUUUUUGUACGCUCCCUGACCUUCUUUUUUUUCCUGGUUGUUAUUCAUACAAGAUGUGAAGGAAACAAGAAGCCAAUUUUAUGGGAAUCCUUUUACAAUCCGAUGAUUUCUUUAAAAUCGGGUCAUGUCUUGUCCCACCUAAUAGAAAUUCUCUGUGAGAAGCUGUUUAAAGUCCCUUUGCAUCCCAGACCAACCUCUCCCCAAAUCCCCAAAUUUGCAUUUGGGGCCGGGAAGGAGGGGGGGAAGGAUGGUUUUAAGACCUUCAGCUGUGCCCAAAGGGCUUAUUCCCUUUCCCUGCUCAUCUCUUUCUGACCGGUUUAUCAUACAGACCUGUCCGACUCUAUUUUAAUGCGUUUCUCGGAGAAUUUGGUGCUUGUUUCAUCUGCCGUAAGCGUUGCCAGAUCGAUCCGGCCAACCUCCCCCUCCCCUCCGGCUUCCCCGUGUGAGAGACCGUAGGCUUUUUACAAAUAGUAUAUUUUCUUAUACAAAGGGAAAAAAAAAUAAAAGAAAACAUCCCCAAACACACUGGCAAACGCCUGAACAUUGAGAGAGAGACGAAACACUGUGUGCCAGCGAGAUAUAAAGGAAAAAAAAAAAAAAAGCCCCAACAAAUGCAAAGCUCUGAAAAAGCAAAUGAGAAACUGGAAAGAUGAAAGAAAAAAUAAUAAAUUCUCCUUUUAUGCCCCAAACGAUCCUUUUCACCUCCUCUUCUUGAAAAAUCUGACCAUGCAGUGAGAAAUAUCAGUUUAUCGACUCUUCCUGAGAAGAAAUGCGGAGAGGCAUUCAGUAUUGAGUUUGUAUAUAUUUAUUUAUGCUUAAUUUAACGGGAAUGUGUAAAUAUGGCGAGCAAGUAGUUUUUGGGUUAUUUAUCUGUGACUCUAUACCUCUGUGAAUGGGUGGGGGAAUUUAAAAACAAAAAGUAUAUAAAAAAAAACAAACAAAAAAGAAAGAAAAAAAUAAAACCAACAAAAAAAAUAUCCCGCUUGACUAGAUAGUAUCCUAUCUGAAUCUUUUCUGUUCUUUAUAGACAAGCUGUUAUGGUAAUGGGUAGAAAUUGGUUUCUUGUCCAGUGAUGACCUGAUUUACAUAAAUAAUAAGAAUAAGAAUAAAAAAAAAAGAGAUUGUUGUGUUUUGUUGUAUUUUCCUCUUCAGUUUUUUUGAAUGUUGGUGCUGCU
Manacus vitellinus (golden-collared manakin) is the source of this 5474-nucleotide messenger RNA. It is a transcript of the gene TFAP2B, whose product is annotated as transcription factor AP-2 beta. The record is from RefSeq and is a predicted model, not a curated record. The transcript is spliced from 9 exons. Gene Ontology annotation, biological process: anatomical structure development; regulation of transcription by RNA polymerase II; regulation of cell population proliferation. Bases 93 to 1550 code for a protein of 485 amino acids. Gene Ontology annotation, molecular function: DNA-binding transcription factor activity, RNA polymerase II-specific; RNA polymerase II transcription regulatory region sequence-specific DNA binding. Lineage: Eukaryota; Metazoa; Chordata; Aves; Passeriformes; Pipridae. Gene Ontology annotation, cellular component: nucleus.